GGUUUUCCUCAACGAGGGAGUGUUUGCGUCUGGUCCGGCUGUCCUGAACGCAGUUUGGUUCAGGGUUAUAUUUCACUUCAUUCUUGAACUGCAUCGACUGGAGGAGAGCGGUAGACACGUAAUGAACAGAGAGACCAGGAUGAAGACCUUUGAUAUGAUGAGAGCGGUGUCUUUCAAGUAAUGGCUAACACGUCUGUCACGACAUGGAUUUACUUCAAGACACCUGAAGAUCUUGAGGAGCUCUGAAAACGUCAGUCUCAAACCUGAUCUGGACAAUGAACGAUUCGAUCCCUCCUUAGCAGACGUUAUUUAUCUUGCUGAACUGGACAGAAAACGUUGAAAGAAGCACAAACGAAACCUCGAAGACGGGAAUGUUGGACAACUCCAAGGUCUCCAUCGAGCUGGGAGUCGCCAGGCUCGGGAACGUCGCCGAGCCCCAGAAAGCACGUACGUCACCGAAGAGCCUCAGCGAGUCCCUCAGCGGCAGCGCUCCCGAGGAACGCAACAAUCACAAUGCACUUAGCGAUAGCGCUUCUUCUCAGAACGUCCCAGGCACGUCCGCAGACUGGACUGAACUGGGCCCCGUGGACAGGAGACACAGUUCGGCGACGUUAUCUGAGGCCUCGGUGACCUCCAGUGCCGUCACCGAGGCGUCUCAGAGCUCUCGAAGCAGGUUCAUCGUGAAUAAGUCCCGGAACAAGUCCAACUGUUGCUAUUCGCUGAACAUGGCGUUUCUGCACUGUCUGGAGGAGACGCCGCUGCUGGUGUCCGGAGCAGUGCUGGCCAUCCUCUUCUGUGUGACCAUCAUCAUCAUCAUCCCCUCCACCGGCAGGAGCCUCGUCGUUCACGUGGCGGCGUUUGCGGUGGUGUGUGUGGUGGUGUGUGUUUGCGUGUCCCUGCUGCUGUGUUUGCCGUGUUUGCCAGUGCUUCGGCGAGGAGAAACACCGCUGGCGAUCUUCAUCUGGUCCAUGCUCUUCAUCGUCGCCUUCGUCUUCGUCUUCACCGGAGGCGUGGUCACGGCCUGGGAGCAGGUCGCGUUCUUCCUCUUUCUGUCUUUGUCCGUUUAUACGGUUCUUCCUCUCCCGCUCUCAUGGGCUCUGAGCUUUGGCAUCGGAACCAGCGUUUGUCACAUCGUCGUCAUCAGUGUGUACGUGUCUGUCACCAGCCCACAGACACAAGACCUGGCCCUGCAGCUGGUGGCGAACGCUGUGCUGUUCGUGUGUGUGAACGGCGUGGGUGUGUUUCACCUGUGGCACACUGAACACGCUCACAGGAAGUCCAGCAAGAAACGGGAAGACUUCAGCAGAAACCGCGCCACUCAGGCCAAGCAGAAACGUGACCAGGAGCAUCUGCUGCUGUCUGUGCUGCCGAGAUAUAUCGCCAUGGAGCUGAAGACGGAGAUCGUCAAGCGUCUGACGGCUACAUGCAGCGCUGAAGACAACAAGCCCAACUUCCACAGUCUCUACAUACGACAGCACAGAGGUGUCAGUAUCCUGUACGCUGAUAUCGUGGGCUUCACACACCUGUCCAGCACCUGCACACCCGAGGAGCUCGUGGCCGUCCUCAACAAACUCUUCGGCCGCUUCGACGACAUCGCUAAGAAGAACGGCUGUCUGCGUAUUAAGAUCCUGGGCGACUGUUAUUACUGUGUGUCAGGUCUUCCUAACCCUAUCCCUCAUCACGCUCCAAACUGUGUUCAGAUGGGGCUGGACAUGUGCACGGCCAUCAAUAAGCUGCGGGAGGCGACGGACGUCAACAUUAACAUGCGUGUGGGCGUUCACACGGGGAACGUUCUGUGUGGCGUGAUCGGCCUUCAGAAGUGGCAGUAUGACGUCUGGUCAGAUGACGUGACUCUAGCCAAUCACAUGGAAUCUGGAGGAGUGGCCGGGAGGGUCCACAUCACAGAGGAGACCUUCGCUCACCUGGGCGGGAAAUACCAGGUGGAGGAAGGAAACGGUGGGAGUCGUGAUUCCUCACUGAAGGGAAGGAAAACAUACCUGGUCAUCGAUCCUAAUAAAGAAAACUAUGAUACAACACCUCAGACUAACGAGCUGACUGUGGAAAACAAACUGUCGAAUCGUCCGAAGCUCCGAGCGUCGGUUCGGAUGUCGCAGUACCUGCAGUCUUGGAAAACCGUCAAACCGUUUUCUGGACUCAACCAACCAGAGGCUUCGCUCGCAGCCCCGCCCACUGCUGACAGCAGCACCAGCCAAUCACAGCUGGCCACACAGGAGCUCCCAGAGAUCAACACUCCAAGACCUUCACAAGUUCUGGAAAACAGCCUGGCGGACUCAUUAGACUCUGUGACAUACAGGAAACGAGCAAAGCUGAACAUUGUGACCUUAUUUUUUAACGAUAUUCAGCUGGAGAAACAGUAUUCGUUAAGUGAGGUCCAGGGCCUUCAUCUCUCUGUCACAUGUUUGGCCUUCAUCUUCAUCUCUGUGUUUGUGGUUCAGAUGCUGACCUCGCAAAAAAACUUCGCUCUGGCGGUGUCGUACGGGGCCACCUUCCCUGUCCAAAUAAUGAUCGUGCUUGUGGUCUUCACUAAAUUCCUCAAGCGCCUGCGCUCCAAGUUUCCCCGCAGCAUCGUCUGGAUCUCGGCGCUGUUCCGGAGUGCUGUCACCAGGGCGGCGCUGCGUCUGCUGCUGGUGCUCCUCUGUCUGCUCAUCACGCUGCUCAUGGCGGUGCUCAACAUAGUUUUUAUCCCAGGUGAUAAGUGUUUAAACGUUUCCCACAAUGCAACAGAGCUGAACUCUCUCAAUCUCUACACUGUCCCGUAUUAUCUGUACUGCUGUCUGCUGGCGAUGCUGGGUGUGAUUGUGUUUGUGCGUGUGAGUGUGUCUGUGAAAGUCUUCCUCCUGACCCUCGCGCAACACGUGGUUUACACACACACUUUCUCACACAUUUACACACCUCACUGUGUGUGUUUCAGGCCAGGAGUUCUGAAGGAGCCCAAGAUCAUGUCCGGCAUCUGGCUGGUCAUUUUCUACUUAACCUCCCUUAUUCGACAGGAUGAGCUGGGCUCUCGGGCUGAGUUUCUGCUGGAGAAGUGUUUUAAUAAAGAGACGGAGGAGAUGGAGACGACCAAGAACGUCAACAGACUCCUGCUGCAGAACCUUCUUCCUGAACACGUCACGGACUUCUUCAUCGGCAAAGACAUCCAGAACCAGGACUUGUACAGUAAGUCGUGUGGGUGUGUUUGCGUGAUGUUCGCGUCCGUGCCUCAUUUCUUCAAGGAGUUUUACAACGAGAGCAGCGUGAACAACGACGGCCUGGAGUGCCUGCGCUUCCUGAACGAGAUCAUCUCCGACUUCGACGAGCUCCUGAACAAGCCCAAGUUCAGCGCCGUGGAGAAGAUCAAGACCAUCGGCAGCACCUACAUGGCAGCGGCGGGACUCACCAAACCUACCGAAGCUGAGGAGAGACAGUCCAGUGAGAUGUCGUUCAGUCACAUCCGCUGUAUGCUGGACUUCUCCAUCGCUCUGAUGGCCAGACUAGAGAACAUCAACAUGCACUCCUUCAACAGCUUCAAGCUGAGGAUCGGGAUAAACCACGGCCCCGUGAUCGCCGGCGUCAUCGGCGCUCAUAAACCUCAGUAUGACAUCUGGGGAAACACGGUGAACGUGGCCAGCAGGAUGGACAGCACCGGAGUCCUGGACAAGAUACAGGUGACCGACGAGACGGCGCAGGUCGCUCAAGCGCUGGGCUACGGCGUCACUCUCAGAGGAGCGGUCAACGUGAAGGGCAAAGGUCAGCUGACCACGUACUUCAUCAACACCGAGCCCCCGCCGCAGUGACCGAGUGUCUCACUCAGGUCCUCUCUGCUCUCGCAGCCCCAACUAGUUAGCACUUACCAACUAACCAACUCUAGCACUUCUUAAAAAUGAAGGACGGUCAGCGUUUCGUAAAUGUUUCUUCUGCGUGAAGUUAAUCUUUUCUAAAUUUCCAAAGUCCCGAAUGACUCUGGUUUUAUAUCGAUCUCCUCGUGCACUUAUUUAUUGAUUGUUGUUAAUAUGUAUUUAAUGUUUUGUAUGCUUAAUGUUAAAAAUGUAUAGUUUUACGAAUAAAAACGUUUUAUAAAAA
Puntigrus tetrazona (Sumatra barb) is the source of this 4083-nucleotide messenger RNA. RefSeq names its product adenylate cyclase type 4-like. NCBI's taxonomy places the organism in Eukaryota, Metazoa, Chordata, Actinopteri, Cypriniformes, Cyprinidae. The transcript has 26 exons. Gene Ontology annotation, molecular function: adenylate cyclase activity. Gene Ontology annotation, cellular component: plasma membrane. The coding region runs from base 372 to 3797 and encodes 1141 amino acids. Gene Ontology annotation, biological process: adenylate cyclase-activating G protein-coupled receptor signaling pathway; intracellular signal transduction; cAMP biosynthetic process. The record is from RefSeq and is a predicted model, not a curated record.